AUGAGGAGAAUAUUGGGAUAUGGUAGGACCGGGAUUACCGGGUCCAAGAGCGACAUUUGGCUUUUGGGUGUUUGCUAUCAAGUUGCUCAAGAUGAUGAUAAUGCUAAUUCUUCGUGUUCUGAUCCGACUCAGAGCGAGGGUUUUGCUGCUUUUGUUGAUGAUUUCACAUCACGGAUUUUGAUCACAUACAGGAAAGGGUUUUUGCCUAUUGGAGAUUUGAAGUAUACUAGUGAUGUCAAUUGGGGUUGCAUGAUUCGAAGCAGUCAGAUGCUUGUUGCUCAGGCAUUCCUUAUUCAUAAAUUAGGAAGAUUGUGGAGGAAAUCUCCGCAUAAGCCACUCGAUCAAAGUUAUAUUGGCAUAUUGCAUCUUUUUGGGGAUUCCGAGGACUCGCCUUACUCUAUCCACAAUCUUCUCCAAGCUGGAAAAGCUUAUGGCCUUGCUCCGGGAUCAUGGGUAGGCCCAUAUGCCAUGUGCCGCACCUGGGAAAUUUUGCUCCGUAGUAAGAGAGAUGGGACUGAAUAUGGAGAGUUGUCCAAUCUUAUGGCUAUACACGUGGUUUCUGGUGAUGAAGAUGGGGAAAGAGGUGGAGCUCCUGUUCUUUGCAUUGAGGAUAUUUCACAACACAUUUUUGAGCUUUCUAGAGGCCAAGUCGAUUGCACUCCUAUCCUCUUGUUAGUUCCAUUGGUUUUAGGACUGGACAAAAUCAACCCGAGGUAUCUUCCUCUGUUGAGUGCAACAUUCGCAUUUCCGCAAAGCCUUGGUCUGUUGGGUGGUAGACCUGGUGUUUCAACAUACAUAGUUGGAGUGCAAGAUGAGAAAGCAUUUUAUCUUGAUCCACAUGAAGUUCAGCAGGUUCUUAAUAUUAAGCCGGAUAAUGUAGACAUUGAUACUUCAUCUUAUCAUUGCAAUGUUGUGCGGCACAUGCCUCUGGAUUCUGUCGACCCGUCCUUGGCGAUUGGAUAUUACUGCAGGGACAAAAAUGAUUUCGAUGAUUUUUGUUUACGAACAUCGAAGUUAAUCAGUCAAUCGAAUGGUGCUCCACUAUUUACAAUAACCAAGACCAGAAGCUCUCCGAAGCCAGCCAGUCACCCUGGCAACUUGCAGGAUAAUGCUGAAAGUCGAGAUUGUGAUUCCAUCGACAGGUUGCCUACUGGCGAUUCAGAGGAUUGUGCUCAAGAAGACGACUGGCAAUUGCUCUAA
Messenger RNA from Fraxinus pennsylvanica, 1200 nucleotides. The record is from the annotation of a GenBank genome assembly. NCBI's taxonomy places the organism in Eukaryota, Viridiplantae, Streptophyta, Magnoliopsida, Lamiales, Oleaceae.